AUGCUGGUUCUGCCAUUUGUUGCUAUGUUGGCAUUUCUACUUCCUUCUGUUCUGCUUAUACAAUGCUGCAAAAAGAAGGCAAAGGAUGCUGCGACUAUAGAGGCUGGUGCGAAAUCGCCGUUGGAUGCUGGGAAAUCUAAGGCAAAAGGCGGUGGAGGGAAAAAGCCAAGUCCUGAUGGAGCGGUCAAGAAGGAGAAAAAGCCUGAGAAACCAGUGCAAGCUCCAACUCCUACGGCAGCUGCUGGGCCAUCGCUCGCCACUGCGUUUCCUCCAGAAAAAACCAAGUCGAAACCAAACAUCAAACAGGGUGCGAGUACAAAGACAGCUGCGGUCAGAACAAAGGCUGGAGCUGUUACAGCAGCAGCAAAGAAAAAUGAAGUCACUGCUGUUGCAUUGGAAAAGCCUAAAAAAGAAGAGAAGACGAAGCUGGUCAAUGUUGGAACUGAGAAAGCAAAACCCGAAGUAAAUCCAAUGAGUGCACCCAGCAAAUAUGACGACGGCACUCCAACGGUCAUUCUUACUCCAGCUGAUAUGAUGUCUGUGGCAGCGAUGACGGCAAAUCCAAACUCGACUGAGGCACCAGACGAUAAGUCUAAAGUUGGACAAAAGACUUCUGCAUCGUUCUACGAUCUUGACACGACAAAUAAAACCUCUGAUUCCGUCUAUGAAAAUGUUGAUUUACCUAAGACAAAGAGCACUGUCGAAAUGGACGGUGAAAAGGGAGCUGGAAAGGAAGACGGAAAGGAUGAGGAUGAUGAUGAUACAGAAAAGAGCAUCAUGAAGAGUAAGAUAGCCGAUGAAAAAAAGGCCGAAGAACAAAAGAAGUCAAUGGCAGCUCCCAAUGAAUAUCAGACAUUGGCGAACAUGAGCACAGACAAGGUGUUCCAGAAGAAGGGAUAAUGAUCUGAAGGAGAACGCUAAUAUGAUGCUGAGAAGGAUGAAGACAAUGAAAUUAAACAUCCUUAUAACCCAAAUAAAUAUAAUCCUUUUCUUUUGUUCAUUGCUAGAAAUUGCAAAUUUAUUUUGAUUUAUCCCACUAUUGUAUGUAUAUAUUGUGUUUUGUGUAUAUGCUAC
This is a messenger RNA of Meloidogyne enterolobii, 1074 nucleotides long. The record is from the annotation of a GenBank genome assembly. Lineage: Eukaryota; Metazoa; Nematoda; Chromadorea; Rhabditida; Meloidogynidae.